Mesocestoides corti is the source of this 651-nucleotide messenger RNA. The record is from the annotation of a GenBank genome assembly. Lineage: Eukaryota; Metazoa; Platyhelminthes; Cestoda; Cyclophyllidea; Mesocestoididae.
AUGGUGUCUGGCAUCGGCUUGGAGGUGGUCCCUUUCCGCAAGGUAAGACAGCACUUUCGGCGUCCCUUAGGUCACGUCGUGUCCAUGCCUGCCAAUACCGUCUGGGGUAAUUGCUUCCGUUUAUCUGUACCCAAUUCUAUGCUGCUCGCCAAGUUGGAGGGCUGUCAGCGUGUGACUGUAAAAUACCCACGGAAGACAAACUUUCAAAGCACCGUACCCACAGAAGCCACCACUCUAAGCGUUCCGCUGUCAACUAUUCCAGCUUCCACAGAAUCAAAACUGGAAGCUCAAUAUUUCCCCACACAGCGAGCGCAUCCCCCUUGGCCAAAUGCACUGCGCACCACCCCCAAGACUCUCUCACUCUCUUCCUCCUUUCCCCUCAACGGGUUUUCGCCUCAUUCGACUACACCAGAAGAAACCCAUCUUCCUCUGGCAAAUGUUAUAAUAUUUGCCGAAAAUGUCCCCCUUGCGUUGCACGAACAACUUUACCAGUAUACCCUUAUAACCUUUUACGGUAUGAUUGCUAUUGGAUUAGUUGCCCUUGUUUCUGGUCUAAUGGCUCUCUUGUUGAUGUGCCGGAGGAAAGCCAGAUUAACAGCUGAGGCUGCGGAAGCGCAGAAACGUCUAAAAAGUAUGAUUUCUGUUGUUUAG